Messenger RNA from Cladocopium goreaui, 2249 nucleotides. The record is from the annotation of a GenBank genome assembly. NCBI's taxonomy places the organism in Eukaryota, Dinophyceae, Suessiales, Symbiodiniaceae.
AUGGUCUAUCAUGAAAGAACCUUGUCAUCUCCCCUUUCUGCCUUCCCUCAGAAUGUGAUGCAGCCACAAGCCUUCACACAGGUUAUGCAUGAGUAUGGCUACAUGGGAAGGGAUGUAGAUGAGAAGAUGUGCACUGGAAAGAAGAAGUUCUACUUGUCUCCCUUCCGGCAAGAGGAGACCAGCAAAUGGGUCAUUGACCGGGUGCCUUUGCCGGAGCCGAAUGGCACCGCACGAGUGGGCCGUGCAAAGAAUGCCAAGGAGAUUGUGGCUCGUGCACGCCGAUUGAUUAUCAAUGCCAAGGCACAAAGCAAUAUGUCUUGGGAUCAGAUCUUCAUCAACCACUCCGACGAACUCAGCUUCCAGGAGCUCAAGAAGUGCUUGCGGCGCGAUUUGGCGAUCUCCCCUAAGGCCUUGACAGACUUUGACACCAAGGUUCUUUUUUCUGAGCUUGAUGCCGACAAGAGCGGAACGGUGAACAUCAAAGAGAUGUUGUCCUAUGUCGCUCAUGGGCCUAAACGAAUUCACGAUGAGGAGGCCAUGUUGCUGAAACGUACCGCGCGGGUGCGUAGGAAUCUGAACAUGGCAUGUCGGAAGUACGCAGGUGUCAAAGCCUUCACAGCAGAAAGUACGGCCAACAUCUUCAAACAGUUGGACCUUGAAGGUGACGGUCAUUUAUCCAAGUACGAAUUCGUGGAAUUCGUCCGGGGAGGCCUGGGUCUCUCCAUGUGGGAUGUGCCCGAGUCGGAGCUUCUCCAGUUCUAUGUCAUUAUGGACAAGGACAAUGAUGGCUUAGAUCCCAUUGAACUGCUGGAGUUCAUCCAGGGCAACCAGGAGGAAAUGGCCAAUCGAACACUCUUCUCUUUCACUGAAAUCGUGGAUGCAGAGAAGCCACGGCAUCAGGAGAUGCGAAGGCUCGAAAAGCCCAGCCCAAUGUUCAUGAACAGCGGACGUCGUCUUCCUCCACGGAUGAGAUUGCCCAGCAACUUGGUCAAGGGCUUUCAGACAGGCAUCAGUAUAAGACGUAGCGAUGAUCUGACGCGCUGGUGCAGCAAGACGAGAUUUGAGGGGUCACUCAGCCAGGCUGUGAGCCAAGAGCAGGAUAUGCAGGGUGUGGUUUGCGCAUCCAAUGCCGCCUUAGAGACCACCCGGGAACCGCCGGAGGUCAGUUUCGGUGCUGCCAUGGCUGCGCCAAAGGUUGGAAGUGGAAAAUGCAAAGCUGGCAUUGCGGGUGAGGAAAAUGUCAUGCAAGGCUCCGGUGAUCGAGAUUACUAUGUUGGAGACGAGGCUCAAGCGAAGCGCGGCAUCCUAAAGAUCACGUACCCAGUAGAUCAUGGCAUUGUGCAGGACUGGGACGAUAUGGAACUGAUCUGGAAGCACACCUUCUUCAACCAACUGAGAGUCCAACCUACAGAACGAGCAGUUCUUCUUGCCGAAGCCGCUCUGAAUCCGAAGGCAAAUCGGGAACGGAUGACCCAAAUCAUGUUCGAGGUCUUCUAUGUGCCGGCAAUGUACGUCACCACCCAAGCAGUACUGGCGCUGUAUGCUUCGGGUCGAACCACCGGGAUUGUGUGCGAUAGUGGUGAUGGCGUGACACAUGUGGUGCCCGUCUACGAGGGCUACCUGGUUCCACACGCCGUGGGACGUGUGAACUUUGCGGGAAGAGACUUGACCGAGUACUUGAUGAAACUCAUAGCCGAAACAGGCACAUCACUUUCAACCAGUGCUGAGCGAGAAAUUGCUCGAGACAUCAAAGAAAAGUGCUGCUACGUGGCGCAGAGCUACGAAGCCGAGAUGGAGAAGGCAGAGUCAUCAACAGCAUGCACCCUGACGCAUGAGCUCCCAGAUGGUCAGCUGUUGCACUUGAGCUACGAGCGCUUCAAAUGUCCAGAGGCUCUUUUCCAGCCCACUUUCAUUGGGCAGCCGGAGACAGAGGGUAUCCAUACCCAAGUGCACAAGACCAUCAUGAGGUGCGACAUCGAUAUUCGCCGGGAUUUGUUUUUGAACAUUGUGGUGUCGGGUGGAACCACGUGCUUCAGAGGCUUCGGCCAUCGGCUGCAGAGCGAACUGGCUGAGCUGACACCAAGCAGCAUUCGAAUACGCGUUCUUGCACCUGAAGAUCGGCAACACUCAGUGUUUAUUGGAGGCUCUAUGCUGGCAGAUCUGGACAUGUUCUCAGAGAUGUGCAUUUCCAGGGCAGAAUACCUGGAAGAUGGGCCGACAAUCAUUCAUAAAAAAUGUAUUUGACAAGA